Molecule: messenger RNA, 7470 nt
Organism: Pestalotiopsis fici W106-1
Lineage: Eukaryota; Fungi; Ascomycota; Sordariomycetes; Amphisphaeriales; Sporocadaceae
Exons: 3
Coding region: 1-7470 (2489 amino acids)
Biological process (GO): phosphatidylinositol phosphate biosynthetic process
Cellular component (GO): endosome membrane; fungal-type vacuole membrane
Molecular function (GO): metal ion binding; ATP binding; 1-phosphatidylinositol-3-phosphate 5-kinase activity
Source: RefSeq, a predicted model, not a curated record
AUGUCGUCUUCGACGAUGCUAUCCCCAUCUGCUGCCACGAGAUCACGAACCGAUUCCGCAUCCACAGGCGUUGCUAUACCUACCAGCUCAGCAGAACAUCAGGAUCAGCUUGCACAGACACUGGACAAGAUACACAACUCGGCGAACCAGCGCGAUGUUCUAACAACGUUCAAUGAACUUCACCCGCCCCUCGACGCGAGCACGUCCCCAGACAAUAAGGGCUUUGGAGGAGACUUGGUGCAGAGCGGCUUCAGCGGACUCUAUUCAAGGUUCAAAGAAGCUGUUGGCGUUUCCGGAAAGGACAAGCUGCCUGUUCCAGAUGAUGGCGAUGCAGAUACCGCUUCCAGGAAGAGCUCUGGCGCAACUGCAAGUACAUCCAAGGCGCCCUCGCGCAUUGAUACUGGCCUGACAAUCUCCACCAUCGCUUCUCGAUCUACUGAGUCUAUGCGCCCUCCGUCGGGAGGCUUGUCUGGAGAGGGUGAGCUACAGCAUCAGUUGGCCAAGGCAUUGGGCACGGGUACGGUGAGCAGUACUAAAUCUGCAUCUUCAAGCCGCCAGAGCAUAUCCAAUCUGAGUAAAUCGGCAGCCGUGGUUGCGCCUGUGAAUGUAAGCGCAUUCAAAGAUGCCACCCGUAGCGCCUCUGGCCGAGUUGAUGAGGCGUCCAUCCGGACACAAGACUCGAGGAACAGUAUGCGUACCAACGACAGUCUGGUGGCAUUACCUACACUAGAUAUCCCUGGUCGGUACGAUGGGUCCGAAUCAAGGAGUGCGGCGUCCCUGGAGAAGAUUGUCAUUCCUGGUCGCCAGAGGAGAGAGGAACUGGCAAGUGCUGAUGCCAAGAUGGAGUCGCCUGUCAGUCCAGCCAAGAGCACACGAUCAUCUGCCACGACCUCUACACAGCAGCACCAUGUCGAGGAUGCAGCACUCCUUUCACCUACCACUCGAUCCAGCGUGCGUGACGUGGCGAAGCGCCCGGCCAUCAUUGACCGCAUCAGCGGCUCGCGGAUCCGUGGUUCGCAUUCGAGAUCCUCGUCCGUCUCCCAAACCACCGCCGAGGCGAGCAACAUUAUUUCUUCUGCUCAUCAAAAGGUUCACCAUGACACAUGGGCCCGUGAUGACAAGCCGCAUCGCAUGAGCAGUGGCGCAGCCCGCAUACCCGGAACGACUACAGAUGAAGGGGCGCCGGAAGUAGUAAACGCCACCCUGGAGCACAUGCGGAAACAAGUACUCAGUAAGGAUUUCUGGAUGGCCGACGAGGCUUGCAAGGAAUGUUUUCACUGCGGUGCGCCUUUCUCAGCCUUCCGUCGGAAACACCAUUGUCGCACAUGCGGAUGCAUAUUCGACAGUAGAUGCACAACCAUUAUCCCAGGGCAGAAGUUCGGUGUGCCAGGGACAUUACGAGUGUGUAAGCGCUGCCUGCAUAUUAUCAGCCAAAGGCAGCAGGACGGGAACGUCUCGGAAGACUCUGCUGAUGACUCUUACCUUCCGCACCUCUUUCGCCCUAACCAGAAGUCUGUAACCCUACAACUUCCAAAAUCAGACAAGGAUGAAACCGGCAUCGUUGAGAGAACUGAGAACAUUGAGGAUGACUCAAGGUUACGUACCACGCCUAUGAUGGCCAUCCCAGCAACGCGCAGGAUCGGGGAAUUUUCUAACCGCAAUUCUGCCGUCUUGGAGUUUGAUGCACCACAAUUGAGUAGGCCUAGCUCUUCGAGGUCAUUGAAGUCACUCGCUGCAAGACCUCAAUCGUCUAGUCACAAACGACAUCAUUCCAAGCACAAUUUCCUCAGCCGCUUUAUGCCGCAAACAGCGACGGAUGAUCGCGCUCCCUUUCGCCGAUCUGCCAAUGAAGAGGCAGCUAGGAAGACGGGCCUUCCGGCGUUCCAUGAUGAUAACGUAAUUGACCCUGACCUUGCAGCUUUCAUGUCAGAUGAGUCAAGUGGCGAGGAACAGACCAGUAUCUCACAGGUCAUGGCUAGUGGUGACCCAAGUCUAUCCACUCUGGACAGUGACAAGUCUGGACUUGGCCCUUACUUCGGAGCCGGGAAGAGAAAUCGGCUCAGGGUGCAGCCCGAAAAAAGUGUCAGUGGAUUCAGCUUCAUUGAAACCGGAGGCCCAAGCAUGCAUGUAAGGUCCUCGCGCAGACGGAAUGCCAGCAUUGCCAGUGCAAGUGUCUAUCAUCUUCGGUCACCUCGUCCUAGAAGUGCGCAUUUGCGAGGCCCCGCUGGGUCAACUGAUACGCUGCCAAAUUACGAAAGCAUGACUCCCGGGAUUUCGCCCAGGCUUACCAGGAGCUCUUCCAUGAAAGGAGACAAAGAGCCUCGCGUUGAGCUGAACCCAGCAAGUUUGCUGCACGUGCGACGCUUGCUACGACAACUGUUGCAAGACUCGGAGGUACCAAAUGUUCCAGCUUGGGAAAAGGCGCUCAUUCCCAUUUUGCUCAAAUGCACAACAUCUGUGGAUCCAGAUGUUGAGAGAGGCGACAGCAUCGACAUUCGGCACUAUGUCAAGUUAAAGAAAAUUCCGGGUGGAAGGCCGGGUGAUACUAGUUAUGUUUCUGGCGUCAUCUUUACAAAGAAAUUGGCCUUGAAGAGCAUGCCGAGGCGCCUUGCAAACCCGCGCGUAGUCAUCGUCUCAUUCCCGAUAGAGUAUCGGCGUCAUCAACAGCACUUUAUGAGUCUGCAACCUGCCAUUGACGAGGAAAAGGAAUUUCUCAAAGUCAUCGUCAGCCGAAUCAUCAACUUGCGGCCUCAACUGAUUCUAGCAGAAAAGUCCGUUUCAGGAUUGGCACUGCAAUAUUUGUCGGAGCACAAUGUCGCCGUUGCCUACAACGUCAAACCGUCGGUAAUAUACGCUGUGUCACGUUGUCUAGAAACGCCAAUCAUAUCCUCAAUAGACAUGUUGAGUCUCCCCGUCGAACGCUUUCAGAUCGGCAGGAGCGUUGGUUUCGAAGUCAAGACAUAUGUCAAUGAAGACAUUCCGGGCAAGAAGAAAACAUACAUGUUUCUUUCUGGAAGCAAUGAGCAGCUCGGCUGUACUAUAGCCCUCAGAGGUGCACCGGCAUCAACGUUGAGGAAGAUCAAGCAGAUUACAGAUUUCAUGAUCUAUGUUGUCUAUAAUCUCAAGCUAGAGUCUUGCUUGAUGCAAGAUUCUUGCCUUCAGCUCCCGACUAGUGAAGAGCUGCCGAGUCAGACUUCUGAUGACAGCAAGUGGACGCUCAACACUCUCACUUCAACCCUCGACGAUGCCAGACAAAGAAGCAUGUCUUCCAUGACCUAUGAUGAGCCCCCAUCGCAAAGCUCAGUAGAGAGCAGCAAGGAGCUCGAACGACCCACGGACUCGGUCGACGCAAUAGCGCAAGCAAAUGAGCAAAUCAACAGACUGAUUUCUCUGCAUGAAAACCAUGAGCGGGCUUCAAAUGACAGCUUGGUGCCAGAUGAUGCUCCGAUGCCAACAUACUACAGUGAUAUGGUGGCUAAAUACCAGACUAGGAUUCUGUCCGCUUCUCCCUUCGUCAAGUUUGCCCAGCCUUACCUCCUGAUGAGAGCUCGGGAGCAAGAACGGCGACUUGUGCAUUUGAAGAAAUUGAGAGAUCAAGACAUCGUGGAGGAGCGCAGUGAAGGAGACAAGACAAAGCCUCAAAAGUUCCAGCUGAUCAAACCCCACAUGGUGCAUCAAACUGGCCAGAAAGCACCUCGUGCCAUCAUGGAAGUGCUUCAUGCCGUGCAUGAUGUCGAGUAUGACAAAGCGCUCUACUACUACCGCACCCAAACUCGACAGUGGGAAAACCACAUCAAGGCAAAUCUCGAUCUUUUUGAGCCUUCGGCACACCAAAAUAUCGUCGUGCUCUACUCUGUUGUUUGUACACAUAACAAAGUGCCUUGCAUUGAACCAGGUCUUGUCGCCAUUCAAUUUUACGAUGAGCACGUGGAGAACAACGAGCGUAUGGACGCGGACUGCACUCUGGGCCAAUAUAUUGAGGACGUUUGUUUCAGUGCCGAUGCAAGUUGCACAGGAACCUCAUGCGACCGCAAGAUGCUUGAUCAUAAUCGAACAUAUGUCCACGGCGAAGCUCGACUGACUGUUUUCGUUGAGCUAGACAAGAAGGGCAAGUUCCGAGAAAACAUCACAAUGUGGAGCUACUGCAAGGUCUGCAAACGUGAGACUGCCGAAAUGGAAAUGUCCAAGGGCGCAUGGAAAUACUCGUUCGGCAAGUAUCUUGAGCUUUCGUUCUGGAGCAGAGGCACACACCUGGUCAACGACCAGGACGGCAGUGCCUGGAAUUGCCCCCAUGAUCACCACCGUGACCAUAUCCGCUAUUUCGGACUGCACAACAAGGAAAUCCGGGUGCAUUAUGAUCCAAUCGAUCUGCUAGAGGUCAUUGCUCCCAGAGCACGCAUUACCUGGAAAGUUGAGCACGAUCUCAACUUGAAGAAUGAGAUAUUCACCUCCACUCAAGAUCGGUGGACACGGUUCACUUCUUCGAUCAAGGCAAGAAUCAAGGCAAUCAAGCUCGAUAAUAUUGCUCCCGAGAAGGCGGAGGCUUGCAAGAUGGAGGUGGAGCGGCUGAACAAAAAGGUUCAAGACGAUCACGUUUUCAUCAUCCGCCGCCUGCAGGAGGCAUAUAUGAACUCCAAGUAUUAUGAGGUCAUACCUCUAAGCGCAGUCCUGCGAGGCGAGAUGAUCGAAAAGGUUGCAGAUUGGGAUGCUGCGUUUGCCAAAUUCGAGGUGGACUUUCUACCCACAGAGAAGGAUCUCCGGAGGCUGACGAUGCUUCAAUUGCGCAAGAUGUUCACGGAUGAGUCAAAAGAAUCUCUCGUCAGCAAUGAGUCGCCCGCUGAGACACCAGACAUAACAGAAAAGCCUCCUCACAGCACUGAACCAGAGGAUGUCUUCAAUCCGCCUGAAGAAGCCGCAGAGCAAGACAACUCCCACGCUUUACCAGAGGCCGGGGCCGAGGCCGAGGCCACUCAUGAAAGUGACGCACAAACCACACCUGUCCUACCCCCUGAAGCCGUUCUCGAAAGAGUAGAACCUUUGGAUCUGGCUGCGACGCCGACGACUCCAGGUCAAGAGAUUUUUGAUGCUAGUCUUCCGCCAUCAGCUGAUGAUACGACCCCAAGAGCAGCGACGGCAUCAUCCCAGGCAGAUGUGGCAUCGCUCGAUAGCACUGAAACUGCUGCUGCCAAUUCACCUGUACCGACAGGACCACCGACUUCAGUAUCUGAGCAGGUUGAGCAACUUCGUCGCCGCCAACAAGCGGUCGUUCUUGAAGAGGCGCGAGAGGCAGUUGCAGCUGCGAGCGAGUUAUCCCAGAAACCGCCCGAGAUGCCGAAGAUUUCAGGUGGGACUCUGCCGUCCCGUAAGAUGGGAUUGCAGGUAUCGCCGCCCAUUGUUCGCGCCCUAUCGCAACCAGCCAACAGUAUGCCAACUCUGCCACGGUCGCACUCUGCAAUAGGCAAGAAGUUCUUCAGCCUUGGUAAGGACAAGGAUAAAACACCAACUGCUGAGCAUCCUCCCAGCGCGGAAAUUCGCAAAAUUCCCACGAAUGAGUCGCUCAAGAGUGACAAGAAGAUCUUUAGCCUUAGAUCACGGAAUGGAGGUAAAUCCUCCAUUCCUCGGUUUGUAGGAAGGAAGAAGGACUCCAGGGUGUCGACUCUUGCUCGUCACUUUGAGCAGCUCAGCCGUGAAUUCGAAAAAGAGCGGAAGAAGAACGAGAAACAGCACGCGGCUAAGAUGUCACAUGCACGGGCAUUCCUCCAAAGAUCCACAACCAAAGCCAUUGUGGAAGUGUACGAAGAUCCUGAUGAAGCAGUCCAAGAGCCAGGACAGGGUAUAGACGAAGCUCUUCUGGACCGGGAUACUAGUCAAGUUCGGCAAAGACAAGACGUUGAUACAGAUGUUGACACUGGUAUUGAUACCAAUAUUGAUGACGCCGAUGCCACGCCGAUUGCUCAGCCGAGUGUUGCAGAUCCUUUGUCGGAAGAUUCACAUGCGCCGUUCGAGGAUGAGCGCCCGAAUGAUGACACAGCAACUGAAGCAGAGACAGACGACCAUGCACCAAAUACAAGCCAGCUGCCGACUGACGAUGAGCAAGGAGAUAGUGAUACGGAACAAUCACUUCUAGAAGGUACAACUUUGGAAGAGAUUGCAGAUUCACUUGACUCGAGUACCGAUAUACCGCUUGAGCUGCCCAAGCAAGACAAAAUGAACUUCAUGAAGAUACUUACCAACUUCUGGGCCGAGCGGUCUGCAAGCGACUGGCCUGCUCUAGAAUACCCCAUCAGUGCUACGGACCACCUCUUCGACCACUCCGAUAUCAUCGUGCGAGAAGACGAACCUAGUUCAUUGAUCGCAUUCACACUGGAUUGCGAGGAAUAUCGUGAAAAGGCUCGGAGGUUCCAUGGCCGCAUAGAGCAAGACAGCUUCGACAGCGGAACCGACACUGAGGAGCCUAUCACACCAGGCGCCAUCCUAAGCUCCGACUCGCACUUGGCAAGUGAAGCAGGCCUCGAAGCUAGCAUGCGACGGGUUGGGGGCAGACAUUUAAAAUUCCAGUUCAAUGAAGGAUCUGCCAAGAUGCUGGUGAAAAUCUUCUAUGCUGAGCAGUUUGAUGCUUUGCGGAUAAAAUGCGGUGCUGCUCACAGAAUCGUCGAGUCACUGUCACGCUGCUUGAAGGUUGAUACCCGGGGUGGUAAGACCAAAUCUGUCUUUCUCAAGACGCAGGAUGACCGACUCAUACUGAAGUCGCUUCAACCGAUUGAAACCUCGGCCUUUUUGAAGUUUGCGCCCGUCUAUUUUGAGUACAUGGCCGAAGCAUUGUUCCGCGAUCUUCCUUCCGUUAUAGCAAAGAUGUUGGGAUUUUUCCAGGUCAUUAUCAAGAACCCUCUGACGAAUACGGAGAUCAAGUUCGAUUUCCUGCUCAUGGAAAACUUAUUCUACGAUCGUGGCCCGGCAAAGAUGUUCGACUUGAAGGGAUCGAUGCGCAAUCGCAAGAUCCAGUCUACGGGCGAGCAGAAUGAGGUACUCCUCGACGAGAAUAUGGUCGAGUUCAUUUACGAGUCACCAUUGUUUGCGCGGGAGCACUCGACCAAGCUUCUGCGGGCGUCGGUUCGGAACGACACGCUCUUCCUUGCGCGACAAAAUGUUAUGGACUACUCCCUUAUGAUAGCUGUAGACGAAGCCAAGAAGGAGCUGGUUGUCGGGAUUAUUGACUGCAUCCGAACCUACACUUGGGACAAGACGCUCGAGAGCUGGAUCAAGGGACGUGGUUUUGCAGGUGGUGGUCGCAACAGACCUACAGUCACCAGUCCCCGCGAGUACAAGUCUCGCUUCAGAGAAGCCAUGGCUAGAUAUAUCCUGGAAGCCCCUAACUGCUGGCACCAACUCCAGGCGCCUCUGACACAUAAGCCACAGGCUUAUAUCCAUGCUGUUGGCGACGAGGGCGUCGAGGAACUUGGCCAGGACUGA